This is a messenger RNA of Corticium candelabrum, 517 nucleotides long. RefSeq lists its product as uncharacterized. The coding region runs from base 47 to 517 and encodes 156 amino acids. The transcript has 2 exons. The record is from RefSeq and is a predicted model, not a curated record. Lineage: Eukaryota; Metazoa; Porifera; Homoscleromorpha; Homosclerophorida; Plakinidae.
GUUGUGACAUCACAAGUUGAACGGAAGUCGCGUAAGGCUUUUCCAGAUGGAGGAAGAACAUAGUCCAAGUCAAUCUAGCAUCGACUCUGCCAGCUUAGAUUUGAGUUACAGCAGGUCGUCGUUGAAUAGCAGUAGUUCCGACACAUUUCAGGAGGAAAUUAUAGCUUCUGGAGGCAUUGUAGAGCCUUACCAGUACGAGCCUGUGGAAAGCGAAAACCGCUCAUCUUCUCACAGUCCGGCCAAUGAUGGCACGCAAAACGAUGAAAGACUUCAGAAUUUAGACUGGUGCAGCUGUGGACAGUGCGAAGUUAUGCCUACAGUAGAUGAAUGUGUGUGCUGUUGCGAGUAUGACAACAUUGAAAGGAAACUGGAAGAAAGUGUAACAUCAUGCAAGUGUAUCACAGAGCACGAAGGAUUUGAACCAGUCUGCCUGAAUGUGUGGGUCCUUCAAACAGCGUACUUUCAAUAUCAGCAGGAGCGUGGUCAUGAUGAUGAAGAUGAAACUCCACAGGAGUAA